AUGCAGGCGUACCUCACUGAGCUGUACUAUAUCUUUUUGGAGCCUGUGCUGCUCUAUUUGGGCCUCACAACACAGGGCAGUGGCGAUCCGACAUAUGGCCGCGACCGUCUUCCCUACUCGGCGCAGGAGCGCUCGCUGAUUUACGAGAAUCCCAAUGUGCGCUCCACGCGGCGUCGCGUAUAUCUGUGCGGCACCGACCCCGUCCUGGAUGUUGAGCUGCAAGGCGUGCAUGCACUGCCAUCUACGUACAAAAACAAGCGCCUCACCUCUUUUGUAAACUACUACAUCUGGGAAAUGCCCAGCGUCGCGCAGUUAAAUGCCGAUGUGUACUUGGUCCAUGGCAUCAAUGACUAUUCUGGGAAACUGACCGUGCAAGGCACUGCAUUCAUGCGUGCGGGCAUGCGUGCUAUUGCCAUUGAUCUCCCGUCGUUUGGCCGGUCGUCGGGCUUGCCUGCGUACGUCCCGAGUAUGCGAGUGCUUGCCAAUGCACUGCACGCCGUCAUGGCCCACGUACAUUUCCACGACACUUUGGCCGAGCUACCCGCGCUUGCGAGGCGCAAAAGGUUUGGCCAAGGGAGCUCCAUGGGUGGCUUUACCGUGCUGUACCACUGCGCUUUAUAUCCUCCUGCAGCGCCCGCGAAACUCGGUGGCCUUGCGAACGGCGCGCGGCUAUCCCUGGACGGCGUCGCGGUCAGUGCACCGAUGCUUCAAAUUGCGUCGGCAUCGCGGCCAAGUUACACACUGGAGUGGAUUGCACGGCGUAUCUGCAUGUUUGCUGGGCGCCUGCCCUUUGCCAAAGCGAUUCGCGGGAACGUAUCCGACGACCCAAAGGUCGACUACUACGCGUCCAUCGACCCCCAAAAUUAUCGCGGACUUGUGCGCAUCGCGACGGGCCUGGCCAUUGUCGCUGGCAUCGACGACCUAGCGCGUAUUACCUCGCGGAUCCAGUGCCCUGUAUCCAUAGAUCACGGCGAGAAUGACCGCGCUACGAGUCCGCACGGCUCGAUUGCGUUUUUUGAAAAGCUGCAUGCGGAGCCCAAGCGGCUGCGGCUUUGGCCAGGCGUCGAGCACGCGAGCUGCUAG
Molecule: messenger RNA, 1083 nt
Organism: Malassezia vespertilionis
Lineage: Eukaryota; Fungi; Basidiomycota; Malasseziomycetes; Malasseziales; Malasseziaceae
Product: acylglycerol lipase
Exons: 2
Coding region: 1-1083 (360 amino acids)
Cellular component (GO): membrane
Molecular function (GO): lipase activity
Source: RefSeq, a predicted model, not a curated record